AGCCGGACGAGUCGGAACAGUCGGUCACAUGUGGUUAUGGCGAAAGGACGUUUGAUCUAACAUUAAUGCAAUCGGUUUGUACAGCAGUGACUGUAGUGGGAUUAUUUUUGCGGAUGUUAAAAUGGUUGUGCCUCAGUUUAUGUUGAGUUAGUGACGAAAGAUCCUUAUCUUGUGUGCAGGUAGUGGCUAAACUUAUAAGGAUGUUAAUGUUUUAUGAACAAGUUUAGUGUGUUUGUAAAAAACUCUUUAAAUCUGAAACUAGUGGAAAUUCUAUUGCGAUCACAAGAAGCUAGUGAACCUACGAACCAUAGCUAAUGUGUGGUGGUUAAAUCAUUGUUCUGAGAAGGAUAACCAAAACCAAUUAUUUCUUUGUGUGUGAAAGAAAAUGCUCCAGCAAGGAUAUUGUGAUCUAACACACGCAGACGUAUCUAGUGGCAGUGAAACGAACAAUAAUACACCGUUUUCGGUGAAGGACAUACUGAACAUGGUCGAAUCCGGUGCAGGAGUCAUGGAUGGAUAUCUCAACUGUCAGAUGGAAAGUGCCCCUAAUCACUUUUCAUACUCUGCCUACUCCGGCUACGACACUUCCUAUCAUCCACCGGAUCCGUACGGAAUGAUUUCUCACGGAUACCUCACGCAAGCUCACCACCACCAUGACCUCAACUAUGGACCCUCUACGUACGAUUUUAGCUCUCCCUCCGUUCCCUCCGCAGUCCUGCCAACUCAUCUACCACCUCCCCAUUAUUCACACACUCAACCGUACGGCUACCAUCAUAACACUACGAUUAGUGCGGCCAUCAAUGGCUCGGCUAACGCAACCUCCAGCCCAGCACUCAGUUCCGUAGCGAGCUCGGUGGGGUCUGAGCUAGAGCUGGCAGUCUAUGGUAAUCCGGAAAAGCCACCAGUAAUGGGCGCCGAACACGACCAUCAGUGCUCCAAUUUUAUGCUCCAGGACGUACGUUCCACCCUGCUGGACACUAGCACACCAUUGGACAUUACGUCCGGUACGAGAAGUCCACACGACGGAAUGAAAGUAAAAGAUGAGUCCUUUUCGAGCGUUUCCACGUGCGUCACCUCGGAACACGUGCAGGAGCUGGACAGCCUGUGUCAGCUGAACAACAACGCCAACACUGAAGAGGAUAUCAUGCAAAAAGAAUGUAGCACCCAGCUCGUCACAUCGUCUCGCUGCGAGUUGCGCAAGAACGGAAAGCUACGGGCCAAACGAAAGCCUCGCAUUCUGUUCUCCCAGGGACAGGUGUUGGAGCUCGAGCGUCGGUUUCGUCAGCAGCGCUACCUGUCGGCACCGGAACGAGAGACGCUAGCUAGCAUCCUGAAGCUCACACCAACCCAGGUUAAGAUAUGGUUUCAAAACCGUCGCUACAAAUCGAAACGCGUCCAGAUCGAAAGUGCCACAGCGACUAAAUGCGAUACAACUUCGGCUGGUGGUGGUCCUCGGUGUCCUUCAGAUUCGGGGUCUAGUAGCAAAGAUUACGAUGAGCUAUCUCUUGGGAUUACAGUUGCACCUGGGUCAGGCAACUAUGGUCCAGGAUUCCAUGGAUCGGCAAGUAGUAGUAGUACGGGAUCAGCUGCUGCGAUGGGAUCAAACAUGGGCUCCUCGAUAGGUGGGGGAUCGUCAUCUACAGCUCCACCUCCUCCAUAUCCGGCCUAUGGCAUUCAGUACUCAGAACAGUACUCGUCCCCUCCGCCUCCUCCGCCACCACCAAACCCAUACUACGAUCAAAAAGUGUCCUACUGGUAGUACGUUAGAUUAAAUAGGUCAAUCAGCUGUAAAUAUUAUUUCAUUAUUUUCAACAUUCUUUAUAGCGAGCCCAAUCUUUAGACCAAACGUAGACAAUAAAACGAUGAAAUUGAGUCAAUGCCAAUGAA
Messenger RNA from Anopheles stephensi (Asian malaria mosquito), 1887 nucleotides. RefSeq names its product muscle-specific homeobox protein tinman. Lineage: Eukaryota; Metazoa; Arthropoda; Insecta; Diptera; Culicidae. The record is from RefSeq and is a predicted model, not a curated record. The transcript is spliced from 3 exons. Gene Ontology annotation, cellular component: nucleus. Gene Ontology annotation, molecular function: DNA-binding transcription factor activity, RNA polymerase II-specific; RNA polymerase II cis-regulatory region sequence-specific DNA binding. Gene Ontology annotation, biological process: regulation of transcription by RNA polymerase II; cell differentiation. Bases 386 to 1759 code for a protein of 457 amino acids.